Cornus florida is the source of this 1587-nucleotide messenger RNA. RefSeq names its product mitochondrial phosphate carrier protein 1, mitochondrial-like. The transcript is spliced from 6 exons. The coding region runs from base 157 to 1086 and encodes 309 amino acids. Gene Ontology annotation, biological process: mitochondrial phosphate ion transmembrane transport. Gene Ontology annotation, cellular component: mitochondrial inner membrane. Lineage: Eukaryota; Viridiplantae; Streptophyta; Magnoliopsida; Cornales; Cornaceae. The record is from RefSeq and is a predicted model, not a curated record. Gene Ontology annotation, molecular function: phosphate transmembrane transporter activity.
UUUAGGGGCGAUCGGAGUUCUAGAGCGAGAAAAUUUUCUCUCUCUAAAAGCAAGCUUCUUUGAAGGCAGAGAGGCAAGAUGGGGCUUUUCUUGAAGAUAGGUUGAAGAAGAAAGGAAGAGAAUGGUUGUUUAGGUAAUUAUAAAAAAUAGCGAAUAAUGAGGAGCCCAUUCGGAGGAGGAAGGAUCUGUGAAGAAUUCUCACCUGGGUAUUAUGGGGUUUGCGCCGUUGGAGGAAUGCUCAGUGCAGGAACAACCCAUCUCGCUAUCACUCCCUUCGAUGUCCUCAAAGUCAAUAUGCAGGUGAACCCUAUCAAGUAUAAUAGUAUUUACACUUGCUUUACCACUCUAUUGAGAGAACAAGGGCCUUCCACCUUUUGGAGAGGUCGUGGUGGCAAGUUCUUCGGGUACGGUGUUCAGGGAGCUUGCAGAUUUGGCCUGUAUGAAUACUUCAAGAUGGUUUACUCUAAUGUGCUGGUAGAUCACAACAAGAGUUUCAUCUUUUUUGUUAGUAGUGCAUCUGCUGAAGUGAUUGCCAAUGUGGCUCUCUGCCCUUUUGAGGCUAUUAAAAUCCGUGUUCAAGCACAGCCUCAUUUUGCAAAGGGCUUAGUUGAUGGCUUUCCUAAGUUAUAUGCCUCAGAAGGCCUCCGCGGCUUCUACAGGGGCCUUGUUCCACUUUGGGGCCGUAACCUUCCAUUCUCUAUGGUUAUGUUUUCGACAUUCGAGCAUUCUGUAAAUUUUCUGUAUCGUAAUAUAAUUAAAAGAAGGAAGGAGGAUUGCUCAAGAGCUCAACAGCUUGGGGUAACAUGUUUAGCUGGCUAUACUGCGGGAUCUAUUGGUAGCAUUAUUUCUAACCCUGCUGACAACAUUGUUGCCUCACUUUAUAACAAAAAGGCCGAUAGCCUCAAGCUGGCUGUGAAAAGAAUCGGGCUUGUGAAUUUAUUUACUAGAAGUCUUCCUAUCAGGAUACUGCUUGUUGGACCUGCUGUGACUUUGCAAUGGUUGUUCUAUGACACCAUUAAAGUGUUAAGCGGAUUACCAACUAGUGGAGAUGGUGGCACCGAUAUAGAAGGAAACAAAAAAGUCUAAGCUUGUGGAGACAGACUGCUGCAGUAAGGUAUGUCUGUCUUAGUGAUUAUACAAGGAUCACCACUCCAAGAUUCAGAAAGGAGAAAAUCAUAACUUUACUGAAAGGGGGACAUCCGUUGAUUCUCUGCUUAUUUGUUUCGGUUUUGCUGUAAUUCGCGGCAGCCAGCAAGAUUUUGGACUAGUUCUGGAUUUUUGUCAAGGGGCCAUUGCUCAGUGCAAAAGUUUUUUAUAUCGAGCUGCAACAUGUGAGAACGUGGAUUCAAGACUGUAGGUUUCCAAGCUUCGGUGUAUAUACUCUGGUUUAAAUAUCAAGUCUUCCAAAACUUUGAUGCAGUUUUGAUGCUAAAAUAUGCCUUUGUCACUGGUUGGUCAUCCCUAGCUUGUGUCCCAUACAUUUAAUUGACAAGUUUUUUUUUAUGUCAAACUUGUCUUGCAUUAUUAAUGGUUGAAUAAUUGUGCCUCUACAUAGGCAAAUGCAAUUGAAUAUUAUGAAUCAGAAAG